AUGGAAAAUUCCAGGCCAUCCAGCAUCAGAAAUAUUAUGCAUGUUGGAAAAAAUUCUUUGCUGCCUCCUAAAUGUCCAUUCCCUAGCAUAUCCCCAGCGUACGUUGAAUACAUCCCUAGUUCAGCAAUUGCCCGAAAAGGUCUUCCAGCACCUAGAAAUGGUAAUCCACAACAUCAACGUGCUUCCUCUGAAAGCUUUUUGAUAGAAGAACAGCCGUCUUGGCUUGAUGAACUCCUCAGUGAGCCUGAAACACCUGUGCAUAGAGGAGGUCACCGACGCUCAUCAAGUGAUUCCUUUGCAUAUAUUGACACAGCUAAUGUUGGAUACAUGAAUGGUGUAGCUCAAGAUGAUAACAAGUUCAAAAAUUUAACUUCAGUGCCUUCAUGGGGAUCUCAGGACUUUGAUCUUUACAGAGAUAUAAGACAUGGUUCUUUCUACACAGACCCAAACUCUUCAGGCACAACCAAGAAUAGGACAUGGGAUGCACCUGUGAAUCCAGUUGCAUCAUCUCAUGGCCGUCCUGCUCCUAAGGACAAUGCCAUAGUUCAAAAUGCAGCAUCAUCGAGUACUUCCCCAGAAACAGACAAGAAUUCAUCUUCUUCAACUGAAAAGCUGGAUCCACUUGAAUCUGAUCCUUAUGACCCAAAAGGUUCUUCUGAGAGAAAGGACUCUGAUCAUGCCAAACACUCUGUGUCUGAUACAGAUACCAAACGGGCGAAGCAGCAAUUUGCACAACGCUCACGGGUCCGAAAACUUCAAUACAUAGCUGAACUGGAAAGAAAUGUGCAAGCUCUACAGGCUGAUGGUUCUGAAGUUUCUGCUGAGCUCGAAUUUGUCAACCAGCAGAAGCUUAUACUAAGCAUGGAGAAUAAAACCCUGAAGCAACGAUUAGAAAGUUUAGGUCAAGAGCAGCUUAUCAAGUAUUUUGAGCAUGAAGUAUUGGAAAGAGAAGUUGGAAGAUUACGAGCCCUGUAUCAGCAGCAGCAGCAACAAAAUCAACAGCAGCCAUCAUCUAGCCAUCGACGUGCUAAGAGCAGAGAUCUGGACCAGCAAUUUGCUAAUCUUUCUCUUAAACCCAAGGAAGCAAAUGCUAGUCAUGAUACGGUUUCUGGGUAUAUCUAG
Messenger RNA from Fraxinus pennsylvanica, 1122 nucleotides. The record is from the annotation of a GenBank genome assembly. NCBI's taxonomy places the organism in Eukaryota, Viridiplantae, Streptophyta, Magnoliopsida, Lamiales, Oleaceae.